This is a messenger RNA of Schistocerca gregaria, 840 nucleotides long. RefSeq lists its product as uncharacterized. The record is from RefSeq and is a predicted model, not a curated record. The coding region runs from base 115 to 546 and encodes 143 amino acids. The transcript is spliced from 6 exons. Lineage: Eukaryota; Metazoa; Arthropoda; Insecta; Orthoptera; Acrididae.
ACUUUCAGGUACACAGCGUGGCCUGCUGAACUGGAAGAUACAUUUUUUAGGGACCCACGACCUGAGUCCAGAGAAGGGCGAUGAGCGAGUGAGAGAAUCAGCAGCACUGAGACCAUGGCCGCCAGCAUGUUGACCCUCUCUGCCUCUGCCUGUUUGCUCGUGGUUGCCGCCCUGACCCUAGUGGGCCCACCAACUGCUGCAGCUGCUGCACAAGACUACAGCAAACACCUGCAGUGCGUCUCCUGUGGGCCGCACAGCGCACUGAUCAACCCCAUCUUGCUAGCCAUGUUCCUCCUGCUGGAAGACUUGAUCGGAAACCUGGAAGUUGCCCUCUGUCUUACGCUGCACAUUUUCUACAUCUCCAUCAUCAUACUUCAAAACGUGCUGGAGGUGAAUCUGGAAGAGAUUAUUUCUGGACUCGUAGUUCUGCUGGAGAAGGUCUCAAACGAACCCCAGUACAAUCGCAUUCUGGAAUUAACGGGGCUUUUACUCACAGGCGUAUUCAGCUGCGUCCUAUCUUCGCUGGAGAACGCUUUGAUCUGGUAGCGGUUCUGACGGUAUGGUAUGGAAGCGAAACUAACAGGAUAUACUUACUGCAGAAUUUAUCGAGCGUACUUAUAGGACGGACAUUUACGAAUUUUACAAGUGAUUUUUAUACAUGACGUUAUGAAAAAAAUGAGAGGUCCUACAGAUUACCAUGAACAGAAAUAAAAGUUGUUAUAAAUCAAACACCAUAAUAUAUCGGUACAGUGGCGGCAAGUAUUUAUGAAAUGUAUGAAGCAUGAAUUUAAGCCUUGGUAAUAAGACAAAACAAAAUAAAUCAAAUUUCUUUAGAUUUAA